AUGUCUUUCACUCUCAUCGAAGCCUGCAAGAAGCGAAAACGGUGGCCAAAAUUUUUCAGGUUUCACUCCUUCGGUGACCCUGGUAUUCCAAUUGUACCUUUGGGUACUUUCCGCGAUAAUGUUCGGGUUUUCCUUCAAGAAGCUGGAGAACCUGAAGAUUAUAGUGUCUCCGGGAACCCCCUAUGGUGUACCCUUCUCAUCCAUGAUAAGUCCAACGUAAUGGCUCCUCUUUACACCGUCGAAGAGCACGUCUACCACUCUUCGCACCCCUUCUGUGAUCACUGCCGCUGCGUAGGUUGGAGUGGCCAUUUUGUAUCAAAGAGAAGGUAUCAUUUUAUAAUCCCGAUGGACAGUGGGUGGCAUAAGCCCUUAGAUGAAGAUUCUAUAGAUAAUCAGAGGCAUCUGUUGCAUGGGGUGAUUCAUUGCAAUGGAUAUGGCCAUUUGCUCUCUGUAAAUGGCAUUGAAGGAGGCUCCAAGGUUCUUAGUGGCAGAGAGAUUAUGGAUCUAUGGGAUAGGGUAUGCACCAACCUCCGAGUAAGGAAAGUUGCAGUUGAAGAUGUUUCGUGUAAGAGGUCUAUGGACCUUCGCUUACUUCAUGGAGUCGCCUAUGGACACUCCUGGUUUGGCAGAUGGGGUUAUAGAUUUUGCCGUGGAAGCUUUGGAGUGACAGAACCAAACUACAACGAAGCAAUGACAACGCUGGGCUCCUUGGAGCUAGACAUGAUUGCAAAAGAUUUGAGUAAGACAAAGUACAACAAAGAAAUCAAACAAAUGAUUCGGUGCUAUAGAGAUAUGAGUGAGACUCACAUUAUCUCACUCAGGGAUCUCCUAAGGUUUAUGCUUACUGUAAAGUCUUCCCGUUCUCCAGCGCCUAAGAUAACAGUCUCCUAUUCUGCCGCCGCUGAUUCUACCUGUUCAGCAUUAAUGUCAAGAAAUUCAACCAAACACACUCUUCCAACCAGAUCAAAUUCCAUGAAGGAGAAAUCUGUUAGGUAUAAGAAGUUCAGCAAUGCAGUGACUAACAUGGAUAGUAGGUGGCCGACAAGGAGGCUAGAGUUUGCAGCUCAAGUGAUUGUGGACGCACUGAAAGAAAACAAGGCUGUUAAACCAGGCACAGGUGGGAUGGCAAGGCAAGAUGUGAGAGAUGCAGCUAGGCUUCACAUUGGUGACACAGGUUUACUUGAUUAUGUACUUAAAUCACUGAACAAUGUCAUUGUUGGAAACUACGUUGUUCGUCGCAUGGUGAAUCCAUCAACUAGAAUUCUAGAGUACACUAUUCACGAUCUUGGCAAGGGGUACAAAGCCCCUGAACUGGAGACUGAGGGAAUGGCUUAUGUAGAUCAACAAGUAGUAGAGUCAUCUUGGGUGCCCGGUAACGAUGUUUACUGCGAUGUACUGUUUUUGUACAAGAAUGUGCUAUUGGGCUACCCUGAUUCAGAAGUAGUGGACUUGGCCAUUCAGACAAUUCUAGACAGCAGAUACUUUGUAAAGGAGUGGGGAGAGAGGGAUGAAAUAGAGGAGCAGUCAUUGACAUUCAUUUGCCGGCUGCAACCAAAUUUUGUGGACAAAAAGUAUGAGUUGAAAGGUCUACCAUGUGGUGAGGUUGUGGUGGUUCCGCUGCAUGCAACGGUUGGAGACUUGAAGAGGGCUUCUGAGGCUGCUCUGAGGGACACUUACUGCAUUGCAGAAAGGCUUAUAGUGACAGACAUUAAACAGCUUAUGGGAGUGAGUGAUGAGGAAGUGCUGUUUGGACUAAUCCAGUCCGGUGUAGAACUUUGUGUGAGGGGAAUUGCCAUUGAUUUGUGCACGAAUUUGAAGUAUCAGGGUGGAUCUGAUAACUGGAAGGUGAGAUGCGAGUGCGGAGCUCAAGAUGAUGAUGGGGAGAGAAUGGUGGCUUGUGACAUUUGUGAAGUGUGGCAGCAUACUCGCUGCUGUGGCAUUGAUGAUUCUGAGACAGUGCCACCACUUUUUGUCUGCACUGGUUGCUGUGAUUCACUCGUACCCUCCAGGACCGAAUCAUCCUUUUGUGCAGAUUCUCCUGAUUCUUUUCUCAUUUCAGCAGAUCCUUCUCUUCUGCUAGAAUAUGAGUAUGCGUGA
Molecule: messenger RNA, 2097 nt
Organism: Vigna unguiculata (cowpea)
Lineage: Eukaryota; Viridiplantae; Streptophyta; Magnoliopsida; Fabales; Fabaceae
Gene: MMD1
Product: RING/FYVE/PHD zinc finger superfamily protein
Source: RefSeq, a predicted model, not a curated record